UUGAGUUUAAAGUUUUCAUGAUGUAUUCUUCUGGUGUAACUAUUUCUAGUUGGGAUUGUGCAACAGGGGAAUUUCGUAAAAAUGUUUUAUCUAAAUUACAUACGCGUCCAUUGGUACCAAAGGAUAAAGAUAAAGUUGAAAGCAUGGUGACUGAAAUAACUAAACGAUUUUUUGGCCCUGUUGAUGUUUUAACGCUUCUUCAUUUAUCUUAUAUGAGUAUUGGAUUAGAAAAUAAUGAAGAUGAACUUGUUGCGGCUAUGAUUUUGAAUAAUUACCCCAAUAUUGCAAGUAUUCCUCCAUGGGAUUGGAUGUCGUGGAUUUAUAAUCUUUACGGUAUUGAUUAUAUGCAUUCAACAAAUACAUUAUGGGUGCAUUUUACCGAUUAUGUGUUUGAGUUUCAAAAAUAUUUCCUCGAUCCGUUGUUGUCCGGAGUUUUUAAUAGAUACCCAAAUCUGCAAUUUAUCAAUUUCAUUGCUCCACCAUUAAUAAAAUUUACAGAAUGGUUACUUAUCAAAUCCACCGAAAUGAAACCAAAUAAUGAUCCCGAACAAUUAUCAACGUGGCCUCAAAGAUUAUUCGUUUUCACUCGAGAAAAAUUUACUGAUUACUACAGGAUGCGAGCGGCUGUUGUUGAAGACAACGAUGACUUGGUAAGAUUACUUCAAACGCACAGUAAACGUUUAAAAGAUAUUUAUGGAGACUUUUAUAUCGCCGAAAUGUUGAAGAUCGAUCCAACGAGAAAUAUUAUUGUUGCGGAAUGUGAACAGGAUACUGUUGCUGUGAUGUGUUUGAAUUCUACUGUUAAUAUUGAAUUACUUAACGAAGAAUUCGAAUUAGAAGCUUUUAACGCGUUACAAAAACCAAGCUCCAUCGACAAAUUUCGAAGUUUAAUGCCCCAAGGUGAUAUUGAAAAAAAGGAAAGCUCACUUAUUUUAGUGUCGGAUCGCAACUCAAAGAAAACGAAUGUCGAUGGCGAAUCGGACUCUACGUCUUUCACCUACGAUUUAAAUACUGCAGUAGCAACUAUGAGUUUAACAGAUCUGCAAACUCCAUCAUCUUCAGAUGAUGAUAUUGUUAGUGAAGGGGGAGGAUUAUUUGGUCCUAAUGGUAUAACUUACAUCGGGAUGGCGGACCUUAACUUUAGCAGUAGCCAAUUGGAGUAUAACCACGAUAUUCAAGCGGUUUGGACACGAUUUAGAAAAUUGAGAGGAUCUGAACUCCCUUCGCAAGUUUCACAAAAUGACGAUUCGGAUGAAGACUUUACUUCUUCUUAUGGAGGUGAUAGUAAUUGUUUUACUUUGGAAUUGGCGGCGGCUCAUCCAAAACAUGAAUUGUCUUUGAGGAUGUUGCUUAAAGCUAGUUUUGAAUUGUAUCCUAAUAAAGAUUACUGCGUUAUGUCCGUUCCUAGUACGGCCCCACCUUUCGACUUACAAACGGGUAUAUUUGUACGAGUACCUCCUCGACCUAAAUCUACAUUUUCGAGCGAGUUAUAUGUUGUACAUAGAAACGCUUUAUACGGGCGCAUAAGGGUUCGAGAAGCUUUUCAUGGUGACAUACCAUCUGUGGAAAGAUUACUACAAACUUGUUAUACUGGUGAUGAGGUGCUUGAUUGUUUUUUGAAAGUUUUGAAAAAUGUACGAGAUGGAUUACAACGAGCUUUUGUAGUUUUUUCUGAUACAAGUAUUAUCGGUGUAGCGGUUAUAAAAGAUUUAUAUGGAGUAGAAUACAUGAAAUCGCAUUAUAAUAUUUCGCAAUACACAGAUUUAUCGAAGCACAAACCUGGAUGUUUAGGAGAAUUAGAAUUUUUGUGUAUGUCGCCGAUAUUUGUGAAACAUACUCGUAUCGUUUUGGUAGAAUUACACAGAUUAACGGAUUACUCGUUUUUCUGUUAUAAAACAGUCGAACCUAGACCGGGACAUAAAGUUGCAUAUCCAACAGCAUUAAAUUACCUGCUACCGGUUAUACCAAUAAAAAUUCCUCAAUAUAACAUCGAAAAACAAUCAGAUUGUUUAUGGAAAUUAGAUGAAAGUUUAACGAGAAUUGAACUUCCUUACGCUUGCUACAUCUGCACUCCUGUAUAUUGCGGUAUCGAAAGAAUCGAAGUAAACGAUAAAGUGGUUAUUGUAGGAGGUAGUAGCAUAGCAUUAUCUUUUCUCGUUGAAAUGAUAUUCCAACAAGAAUCAAAAUCUUUAGUAACUUUUAAUAAUAUGACUUUAGUAUCGACACAUGGAUUAGAUUAUUGUAAAGAUAACUCGUUAAGAGACGUCAUGCUACCUUUAACCGGCGAAAUAGAUUCUAAAUAUCUCUCUUUAAUUUCAUUACAAACUUAUGUGAAUGUAAUCACGGGAGUUAUGGAAGGUAUAGAUAGGAAAAAGAAAUGCAUAACAGUUAACGCGUCCGAUGUGCCAUAUAGUAUCCUUAUUUUAACAUGUGGGAAACAAUACUCCAUGCCCAGAAGAGAGAAAUUAGAAAGAGACAUUUACGAACAUCCCAACAAUGUUUUUAUAAUAAAUACUGGCGAAGAUGUCGAUAUAGCAGUUAAUAAAUUGACCCGUUAUGUGGCCAGGGGAGGUAAAGGAUCGAUUAUAGUUUACGGCCACACAAUAGAGUCGUAUUGUACCAUACAAGGUCUAUUGAAGAUGGGAAUCUUACCAGAAGAUAUCGUUUUGGUGUUGCCUGCCGAGAAAACUCGCGCGAAUGAGUUUGACUCGACUUUUAACGAUCUAGAUAUUGAAAGAACUAUUAUCGAUCAGGUCAAAUACAUCGGUGUUACAGUUUAUGAAGAUUAUUCGUUUGAAACGUGGAAAUUCGAUUCAAAACACUACAACGUAACGGCGAUUAGUUUUCAAUCAAUGUAUCGAUCCACACAAAUUCCCUGUUUAGCGGCGUUUUUGUAUGUAAAAAAAGACGUUUCUACUAGAACUUUUAAAGCUAUUCAUAAAGCUGGGUUGGUUUACGAUGGAGCUUUGGUUAUUAAGCCAGAUUUUACCACAAAUGAUUCGAAUAUUUACGCAGCUGGUACUUUUACGAAAUAUCCAAGAAGAUAUUACGCAGAUCACAUGUUACACGCUUAUUAUAAUCAAACCGAAAUUGGACAGAAAUUAGCCAAGACAAUUUUGACAAGAUUGCUUUCAUCAAGAGUCGAAUUAAGAGCUAGAUCAGAAGAUAUUUUUGAUAAAUGCCAAAAUCCAAAGCAACUCCUUGUCCCCAGAUUUAAAAAUGCUGUUAAGAUAACCGCUACUUUACCCGGAAAUCUAACAUAUUUUCAUAUUAGAAAACCUGGAUUAAUCGAACCUCAUGCGGUCUCACUUUUAAGAGAUGAUUACGGCACAAUUAUAACAACCGGCGAUUUACAAAAUCUCAAUCGUCGCGGAUACUUUCAAUUACAUCUAAACAAAUCUGAUUUCGUUGAAACGAUAACAUGUUUAAGCAAGUUUAACGUUCAAACAGUUAAUUUAAGUUACGUUUGGGGUAAACACGAACAACUUUUAAACAAUUUAAAACUCCGUUACAAAAAUGGUGAAAUUAAAGAUCUUUAUAAGUUUUUCGCCGCGCCUGCAAUGAUGGCGAUUUAUUGUAGUCAUUUUGAAGAACUCGAGAAAGAAAUUAUGGAUAUCUUGAUGAGUUUUGCUUUACAUAAUGGCGAAUCUGUCAUAGAAGACGUUAUUAGUAUGUUGAACCAAAAUAAUUGGAAAUCGUUAACUGAGAAGCACCACCAAAAUAUGUUAGAUAAAUUUUUUGGAUCUAAUUAUGAAAAGGUUGUCGAAGAAAAAGUUAUGGAAUUUUUAAAAGAAAAUAAAACUAUUUUACCUAUGUAUGGUGAUGCUAACAUGUAUAAUAUGGUUAUUGGGGAGUCUGACACUAGUCCAUUAUUUCGGCAAUUAUAGGAACACAUCAGAAAUAUAUCAUGGAAACUACUUCCUUUUUUUUUAGUGUACGUUAGAAUUAUGUUUUACAAUGAUUUUAUAUUUAUAGAUAUAUUUUGUAUAUUUACUCAACAAGGAAAAACAAAUUAUGUA
Molecule: messenger RNA, 4019 nt
Organism: Onthophagus taurus
Lineage: Eukaryota; Metazoa; Arthropoda; Insecta; Coleoptera; Scarabaeidae
Product: cilia- and flagella-associated protein 61-like
Source: RefSeq, a predicted model, not a curated record